Messenger RNA from Anolis carolinensis (green anole), 6118 nucleotides. Its product is annotated as vitellogenin-2. Gene Ontology annotation, molecular function: protein binding; lipid carrier activity. The record is from RefSeq and is a predicted model, not a curated record. Gene Ontology annotation, biological process: cellular response to estrogen stimulus; lipid transport; response to estradiol. The transcript has 44 exons. Lineage: Eukaryota; Metazoa; Chordata; Lepidosauria; Squamata; Anolidae. Bases 16 to 5904 code for a protein of 1962 amino acids.
UCAUUCGCCUUCAUCAUGAGGGGAAUCGUCCUUGCUCUGCUGCUCACCCUUGCGGGGAGCCAAAAGUUUCCAAACAGAGGCCAGAAGUCCCAAAACAAAGGUCAAACCCCAGAUAAUGGAAUCAUCACCUCCAAAUUCAUGAUAGACUUCCCUGAAGGGACUCUGCACCACUACAAAUAUGAGAGUGAAACCCGGAGCACAGUCAGUGGAGAAAGUCUGGGACAAUCGGUUGUAAAGAUGACAGCUGACAUAUCUGUCCAUGCAGAUGGUCCGAAUAAGAUUUUCUCGAUUUAUGGUCUUAGAAUGCAAGAACGUGUUGGAUUCCCUAUUCAGCCCAGAGAUCAGUUUGCUGAGCCAAAGGACCAGUUUGUUGAGCCUCCCAAGCAAGAUGACAGACUGGCUGCUUGUGACCUGCACAACUAUCGUGCUGUCUACAGGAAUGGACAGUUUGGCGAGAUCCGUGUGGCAAAAGAGGCCCCCCGUGUAUGUGUGAAUCAUAUGAGAGCAGUCAUGAACUUGUUCAUUGCAAACAUAAAAGACCAGAAUGAAUUUCAGCUGAAAGAGGAUGGCAUUGUGGGUGAGUGCCUCACGAGGUAUUCCAUCACAGAUGACAGGAACAAGUGCCCCAUGAUCACCAAGACCAAGGACUACAGCAACUGUGAUAACAAAGUCCAGCGGACCAUUGGAAUGUCUUAUUUCCACCUCUAUCCAAAAUGCCCUCUGAAAAACACAAUGGUUCAAGGGACUGCAGCCUUUGUCAUGAAGCUGAAAUGUGAUGGUCCUGUAAGCAUGAUUUCUGAAGUUGAGUCUGAGGAAGUAUACCAAAUUGCUCCAUUCAGUGAAGCUGACGGUUCUGGAGUAUUUAUAACCAGGCAAAAACUGAACUUGGUUGAAGGUCAAAAACAUACCCCACAACAAAGUCAACAACAGAAAGGUGUUGAAGAGAAGAUUGUAAGCAUUCGUUAUGAAUUUGAAGAAAAUCUGCCCGAGAUGGUGAUCAUUGAAGAUGCUAAGAAACAGGCUGAGGAAAUUCUGCGAGAGGCCGAUCACUGGGAAAACGUCCCCCUAGAGGCUCUCCCCAAGUACAUAGACCUUAGCCAACUGUGCCGCCGUUUGACUGUAGAGGAGAUGAAUGCCCUGUACAAUAUAGUGGAGCGCAAACCCAAGGCCAGACAGCUCCUGUUGACUGCAAUUGUAUAUUCAGGCACUUUUGAUUCCAUGAAGUUCGUCAAAGACAAAUACAUCAAAGGUGAACUGCAGAAAAUGGAACCUUAUUGGGUCCUUCCAAUCCUCUUCCACACUGCCAACCCAAAUGUUGCUAGAGUAGAGGACACAGCUCGACUAGCAGCCGAAAUACUCAACCAUGUUCAUAGUACUGGGUCAUUAUGGCUUGAGAAGCUUGUCCUCCUGGCACAUGGAUCUCUAGUCUACAGACAAUGUUCUCUGGCUCGAUCUUGCCCCAACAAAUUGCCUGAGCCCCUCCACAACUUCCUCACUGAAGCAGUCACGCGUCACGAUGAAAAACGCAUAAUAUUGGCUCUGAAGUCAAUUGGCAAUGCUGCCCAAAUAGCCAGCUUGAAAUUAGUGAGACCCUUGGCAGAGAACGAUAAACACGGCAAAUUUGUCCAGGUUGUUGCUAUUCAGGCACUGAUGAAAAUCGCCAGACAGGAUUCUGCAAGGGUUCAUGGCAUUCUCUUCCCGAUCUAUAUGAAUGCCUCUGCUCCUAUUCAAGCUCGAAUUGUGGCUUGCAUGGCCAUCUUUGAAACAUACCCAACUCUCCCAAUUGUCACAGCUGUCGCUAAUGUUGCAUUCAGAGAGAAGGAUCCACUGCUUUUCUCCUUUGUCUACUCUCAGCUGAAGGCUUGCUCCAAACUGAGGAUCCCAAUGUACUACAACCUGUCUUCUUAUUGCCAUGUGGCCUUGAAACUUAUGAAUCCUUGGUUUGUCCAGUUGCGUGGAGAUUACAGCAAAGUUGUUUAUUUGAACAUGUUCAAUAAUCUUUACAGAAUGGGUGGCCUUUUCAAAAUGUAUGUGAUUGACAACCUCAGAAGACCAUUCCCCUCAAGUGUCAUCUUAAAAUCAGAAUUAACUUUCUCCGGCAUAGUUGUUCAGCCAAUUGAUCUUACAGUGCACAUAGAAGGCGUAAAGGAAUGGUGGUCAAACCUCGAGCGCCCAUUGCAGCAAUCCUCUAGCCACCAGAAGAUUAAAGAUACAGAAAGACAGCUGCCAGGAUUCAAAGACAUAGCCCUUGAGCGUCCUUUGCUCGGUGCCAAGAUCUCAGUUUUCAACAAAGAAAUCAUGUAUUUCACCAAUGAAGAAGUAGUACAACUUGGGAACUUAGAGGAAGGAAGACUUGGAUCUCAAGCCAUUGGAAUGAUUUACCAGGUCUUCAAAAAUAUGAAUGAGCAAUGGAUUCUAUCUCUGAUGGCGGAGGUUCGAUACCUGGUUCCUACUACUGCUGGUGAACUACUUGAUGUCAGUGGCAGUGCCAUCGUCAUGCCAUAUACUUCAUUGAAGGCAAAAGAACUGGAAAAUGAACAACAGCAGAAGAAGACUCCCAAUAUCCAGAAGGGACUUCAGCUUGAGAGCUCAUCUGGCCUCCAAGGAUUUGGAAAGUUUAUGUACGGAAUGAACACAGGCUACUCCCUACAUAUCGUUGAAAUCACAGGCAAAUUCAGGACACAAACCUCCCUGGAAUUGAAUGCCACAUGGGACUUGGAAGCUCACAACUUCAAAUUUGAGUUCAAACCAGUUCGUGAGAAGUAUGAGCUGGUAGUGGCAAGCCACGAGGCACAUGUUGUCGCAAGGCACCUGCGUUAUGAAAAAAAAGCUCCAGUCCUUCCCGAAAGACCUUUUGAGGAUAUCUUGCAAGAAGAGUUCCAGCCAAGGAAAAGCGGCAUUAAACAGCAAUCAAGAUCCUCCUACAAACAGGACUCUAGAGAUUGGUGUCUUCCACUAUCGGUGAUCCCGACAAAGGUCUGCUUGGAGACCGUGAAGAAAACAAAGGAUGCUGUGCCCACCCGGAACACAUGGAUGCACUUCUUGUGUGAAAGACAUGAAAUCAGGCUUCUGCUGACACCAGUUGUUGCUAUGGAGAAGAUCAAGGGAGAAAUCCAACUAGGUCCUGAACUACCCAGGAUGAAAAGAGACACCAAACAGAAUGGAGGAAGGGAUGAGUGCCGCAAUUUCCAAUUUCCAUCUAAAGGCCAGGAGGCAGCGUGCACAGAUGACUAUAGGCCUGUCUGUGGCAGUGAUGGUAAAACCUACGCAAACCUGUGUUUGUUUUGUAUUGCCAAAAGGGAUAGUGGAAACACGAUCACAAUAGCCCAUGAAGGUGCAUGUGAGCGAAAGGAUGAGUGCCGCAAAUUCCAAUUUCCACCUAAGGGCCAGGAGGCAGCGUGCACACUAGAAUAUAUGCCUCUCUGUGGCAGUGAUGGUCAAACCUACGCAAACCUGUGUUUGUUUUGUAUUGCCAAAAGGGAUAGUGGAAACACGAUCACAAUAGCCCAUGAAGGUGAAUGUGAGCGAAAGAAUCUGUGCCAUGACCACCCAGCUCCACCUGGCAGAGGUGAUAGCCCAUGUACACGUGAGCUUGCUCCUGUCUGUGCCAGCGAUCAUAAGACCUACUCAAACCCAUGUUGCUUCUGUAAUGCCAGACGGAGAAGUGGAAAUACUCUUACAGUGGUCCAUGAAGGUGAAUGUGAGCAAAAGGGUGGAGGCAAGUGGCAGAAGAAGCCUUACAAGCAAACUGAACAGCAAUUUGGUGACUGCUAUGCAAACUCAGACAGUUCCAGCUCUUCUUCCUCCAGCUCUUCUUCCUCCAGGCCUUCUUCUUCAGACUCCUCCAGUUCUUCCUCCUCCAGUUCUACCUCAUCUGAGCCCUCUAGAUCCUCCUCCUCUUCCUCCUCCUCUAGUUCCUCCUCCUCCUCCUCCUCCUCCUCUGAGCCUUCCACUAAAAAAAGACAAGGGAGGAAGAAAGGGGACAGCAGCAGCAGCAGCAGCAGCAGCAGCAGCAGUGACUCCAAGAGCAGCAGCAGCAGUGACACCAGCAGCAGCAGCAGUGACACCAGCAGCAGCGAGAGCAAGGGGACACGCCGCCACGGAAACAAGCGCCUUUAUCAGAAGAAAUCUAAAUACAGUCCUUCCAGCAAGAGCAGCAGUACCAGCAGUGACGACACCAGCAGCAGCAGCAGCAGCAGCAGCAGCAGCAGUGACACAAGAAGGAGGAGCAGCAGCAGCAGUGACACCAGCAGCAGCAGCAGUGACACAAGUAGCAGCAGCAGCAGCAGUGACACAAGUAGCAGCAGCAGCAGCAGCCAGAGUUUUGAGAAGAAGAGACCUCCACGAGAGAUUUACCAAUACUCUUUCAAGUCAGUGAAAAAACAGCAGUGGACCAAACAGGAAAGCAAUGGCAAACAGAGGCCAAGGAGUAGCAGUCAGAGCAGCAGCAGCAGCAGCAGCAGCAGCAGCAGCAGCAGCUCCUCUCCUGCAACUUCUAGCUCCAGCAGUGAGGAAGAUGUAAAAAUUCCGGGAAAAUGGAUAAGAAAUUCCUACAUUCGUGUUCGCGUAAUCCGUCUUGAUAACAAGCAGCAUGGAUUUGACGCUGAAAUAUUGAAAGCUCCCAACUGGAUAAGAAUGACUGUGACAAACAUCACACAGCCAAGCAAGCCAUUUAUCUGCUGGGACUCUGGAAUGGUCAACCCUUACAAAGUCAAGUCAUCUUUGAAGGCAGGCCGGGAUUGCAAGGAAUACGAGGUCACAACUGAAGUCGAGACCGGUUCGUUGGCUGGUCACCCAGCUCUUCGUUGGAAACUUGAGUACCCCAGGAUCCCUUCCUCACUGUCUACCAUUCUUGAACCGUACUAUGAACGAAUGCCUGGAGUGGCAUACAUGCUCGGACUUUCACAUAUUAUUCAAAGAAACCCCUCUCGAGAGGCUUCAGUUGUUCUGGCUCUAAUAACUAGACUCAACUACGCCAUGGUCAUGAGGUUACCUGGGAAUACUUUAUAUAAAGAGGAUCUCAUGCUUCCCGUUGCAGUGCCACUCAGUCCUUAUAUCCAAAUUUCCAAAAUCAUUGAUGUUCCAUCAAGAAUCCUUGCCAGUCUGGAUGGUAUGUGUAAAGUAGAGGGUCAGACAGUCACAACUUUCCAUGGACAAAGCAUCAGUGAAGGAUUGGUAUCAGACUGUUACCUGGAUUUGUUGCAAGACUGUACCUGCCACAAGGACUUUAUGGUGUUGCUGAAAUAUGAAUCUGAUAACAACAACCGUAUACUGCUCAAUAGCACCAUUGAAUACACGGAAUUUGUCUUCAAGUAUCGUGAUGCAAAACCUUUGGUAAUAAUUAAUGGUACUAUCAUAACGCCCGGUGAGCCUGCCCUGCGCAAUCUCAGAGACACAAAUCGUGUUAUUAUUACAGUAAAAUCAGACAAGAUAAUACUUGAAGCUCCAGAUGCUGGAGUGAAGCAACUGGUCUAUGAUGGAGAAACUGUCAUGGUUGAGGUGACUCCUGCAAUUGGAUUGACCUGUGGUCUCUGUGAAAUGCAAGGUGGAGAAGAAGGACAUCUCCGAACCCCAAGUGGCUAUAUGGCCAAAGACCUUGUUAGCUUUGCCCAGUCCUGGGUAGUUCCUGAUGCCUUAGACGGAACCUGCAAGCUGCAGCACUCAACAGUGACACAUGAAAAUCCAGUGCUGGUUGCAGAAGAAAAUUCCCAGUGUGUUUCCAACCAUCCCGUUUUGCAAUGCCAAGAAGGGUGCUUGCCCACCAAAACCAGUGAGAUUUCUGCCGGUUUCCACUGUGUACCAGCUGGAACCACGUUGCCUACUGAAAUGACAAAACUUUUUGAAAAACCUGAAGACUUUGUAGACACCGUUCGAUCCCAUGUGGCCUGCUCUUGUUCUCAGUGAAGCGUGUAUCUAUUACCAAUUUCCACCUGAACCUCAAUCUGUGAUAUUGUUUUUUGUGUGGUCUGGUCUCUCAAUUCAGAGCAACUGCAUAUAUGUUAAUUUAAGUAUUGUAAAAGUCUUACUAAAACCUAGAUCUCUGUCCCAUCCCAAUCCAAGUACAGAGAACUAUGAAUUAAACUAAUGGCUUCCUAAUAAACUAUUGCAUUCAAAAUGA